AGCGAAAAACAGAGCGGGUGAGAGGCGUACAACUGGAGGUAAAGCAGGCAACAGAAACCGUCGACAGAGUAGUGCAGGCAUGCUAAUGUUGUGAACGCCAAAAGCAUAAAUAUAUAUAUAAAAGAAAGGCUAAAUGACUCAAGGCGGAGUCACCGUCGUCCCUGACUCCAUUGGCUAACAGCGUGCGUAAUCCAUCUAGCCUUUAUAUAUAUCUAUGGCUAAAAGCUCAACUUCUCGUAACAAUAGGGAACAGCUCUGCUUGUGAACGCAGCUUGAUUUGCGCUGAACGCAUGGCAUCCAACUACAAACCCUUUUAUCACAACUUUAAAUGGAUCGUGCACAGUAUUUCAACAUUAUCCAGCGCUGUGUUAAAUGAAAGCAAGGUAGAAAAAAUGUGGCUAAUUUCUGUUAGUAAAUAAUGUGCAGCAAAGGUAAGUCUCACCGGGUCUUUAGCAUCAUCUUCUCCAUCUAAAUCCUCGGAAGUUCUCUUUUUCGAGACAGGCGAAAAAAAAGAGUUGAUUGUCUUCUGUCCGAUCAUUUUAGCAAAAUACAACCUGUCGAUAAGCUGCUGUAAAAUCAGUGUCUCAAACAGAAAGAUGCUGAGGGAGAAAAUGCUGUAUUCCUCACGCCAGCCUAAUCUCAACCACGGUAAUUGGCGCCAAAACAACGUGACGAAAGCGGAUAUUAUUAAAAUGAGCUGAGCGCUGUUCAAAACAAACUGUCAGUGUUCACGACAGUUUUAGUUUUGUGAUCGGGUGACAUUUGACUGUUUUUAGCCGCAGUGUAAGAUGCUGUGCAGAUGGAAGGUAAAACUUGAUUAAGCAAGUAAACAAAACAAGCCCAGAUUUGGUCCUUAAACAUGAUUAUUGGCUGCUUGCGUUUGACUGAUAGGAUAGUUUGCAAAUGAAGGUUUGAAUAUGUCUUAUGUUCGUGUAGGCCUAUAAUGAGGGGGGAGCUCCGUAUCCUUUCCCCAUAUUUCCACAUUUUGUGGACAAAACUAUAAGUUAAUGGAUAAUAAUCAAUGAAUUUACUUUGAAUAUAACAGGAAGCUGUAGCCUUGGGCUACCUGUAUGGUGGCCGGGAAACGCCACUGCUGCGAAUAAAAAAGAAUGCAAAAAAAAAAAAAGUCACAACGGAAGUUACAGAUUUAAAAAAAAGAAAGAGAAACUGAAGCCUGCUGCAAAUAAAAAAAAAGAAACGGUGGAGGCACACAAGAUGACAUCAAGAAGACGAGCAAAGGAGUAGGUGGGUUAAUUUUGCUUCGUGUGCUUUUCAAUGUCUGAUUUGGUUAGACCAUGUAGCGCCUGAGUUGAUAUGAAGUUGAACUAAAGCUAACACUACAUCCGGCAUCCUCCCGUUCAACUUCAUAUCAACUCAGGCGCAACAUGGCCUAACCAAAUGACACAUUGAAAAGCACUCGAAGCGAAAUCUAACAAUAACCUUUCCACUAACUUCUUUGCUCGUCUUCUCACCGUUGUCUUCUGUGUCUAGAUCGUAAAACACCAGUGCAUCAUCAUUAUCGGUCCCUGGCAGCUCACUUCUGUUGUGGCUUAUUUUAUUUGCAUCCUUUUAUUUUCACAGUAAGAAACUUUUUUUUCCAUCGCCACUUUUUUUUGGUGCGUCAACUUUCAUUGUGGCUUUUUUUUUAUCCGCACCGUUUCUUUGUUUUUAUUUAUCUUAUUUUAUUUUUUUGCAUCAGUAACUUCUGUUGUGUCUUCUUUUUUAUUUUUAUUUUUUAUUAGCAGCAGUGGCGGUUCUCGGCCACCGUAUACCUGAAUUAGAGAGAACAAAACUUAAAAAAGAACAUAUCUCAUGAGGUAUGCUAGCAUUCAAGUUGUUUAUUUUCACAUUUAGGUUUUAAACCCUGUUUAAUCAGUCUGUUUAAAGCAGUUAAUUUCACUGCAUCACUUGCCUUUCUUUAUCCAGAUUGCUUGAGGGGAAUUGUCAACAUCAGCUUUUCAGAGUGCCAGUGACAGCGCAUUACUGGGAUGAAAAAGUUUUUGGAAGGAGGGGAGAAAGACUCCAGUGACGUAAACAGUCCAUGCAAGAGAAUCAAACUGGAGAGUGAUGAGAGCAUGAAUCAGGAGGAGGAGGAGGAGGAUGACCAAGCAAUAUUAGCAGAGUUUUCUCAUCCCGUUCCUUGGCAGAAAAUAGAGGCAGAGGGACUGGACUGUGAUUAUGCUCUGCUGUUCUCCAAAGAGGAGGCAGACAAGCUUUUUCAACAACUGGAGGAGGAGGUGGUGUACUCAACAGGUACAGCCCUAAUUCUUUUUCACUUAAGUGUUAAUGUUGGAUUUUUGUUUCAACAACUGUGGCUGUUUUUGCUUCAGGUGAGGAAGCAAAGGUGCAGGUGUUUGGAAAGGUGUACAACAUACCGAGAAAGCAGGCAACAUAUGGAGAUGAAGGUCUGACCUACACUUACUCUGGAGUCACCCGUUUAGCCUGCCCGUGGACUCCAACCUUGGAACACAUUAGGGAUGCUGUCACAAAAACAACAGGACAAACAUUCAACUUUGUGCUGAUAAACAGGUAAGAAUCAGGACUUCUUGAAGUCAAAAUCAGUUAUUUGUGUCUCUGCUAAAAGUGUUGAAUCUCCCUACCAGAUACAAAGAUGGCCAGGAUCACAUGGGGGAGCAUCGUGAUGAUGAGAAGGAGCUGGACCCCCUCUGUCCCAUUGCCUCUGUCUCUCUGGGAGCAGCACGAGACUUUAUAUUCAGACACAGAGAUGCUCGGGGGAAACAGAGUCAUCGACAGAUUGCACCUGUGAAGCUGGAGCUUGCUCAUGGAAGCCUGCUUCUCAUGAACUCUCCUACCAACACGUUCUGGUACCACAGCCUCCCUGUUCGUAAGAAGAUUAUUCAGCCUCGCAUCAACCUCACCUUUAGACGCAUUGUAGCCAAAAGAAAUGACCAAGUAUGAAAUAAUCGUAUAAAUGGCCUAAAUUUGGCCUUAAAAAAAUUAAACAGCAUUCAUGGGCACAAGGGAGAAAUGUCACAGAUAUACUACCAGUUUUUUUUUUUUGUGACAUGAUUGAAUGACAGCAAAAGGGGGAAAAACUUGAACCCCGUUUCAUAGUCAGUUAAACUGGUGUUUUCCUAGUUGCUGCAGUAAUGGACAGUAAUGACACCAGUGUGCUCAUGAAUGGCUCAUGUCACAGGGAAUGAAACUCUCAGAUGACUUGGUUGACAACUCAGAAAUAAAAGCAGCCUUGGGUCAGAUGGAUUUAAAUAUCGCCAAGUAUUUUAAAUUCCUGCUACUUCUUAUAAAACUAAUCUUACAGCUGACUCAGUUUAAGACAAGUUAGAUUUCAAUGCAAUGCCGUCUAAGGAGUUGACGGUCACAGGCAUUCUAUGUUGGUUUUCGGCCCUGCCACUCACAUGCAGAGUUUUCUCUGGAUUCUCUGAUUCUUUUGUCAAUAUUAUUGACUGUAGAUGAUGAAAUCCCAGUUUCUGGAUUGACAAACUUUGUUCUUAAAUUGAUGCUCCCUUUAUACCCAAUCAUAACACUCACCUGUUUCCAGUGAACCUGUUCACCUGUUGAAUGUUCCAAACAGGUGUUUUACAUUUAACCAGUCUCUUUGAGGACCUGUCCGUAGUCAUCAUUUUUUUUCAUGGAUUUUGAAUGAGGCCUCCAUUUUUUUACGAUUUUUGAGUCAGGUCCUCAUCAUCCAUUUGAACGUGGAUGGUGGACUUAUAGUGCCCCAGCCAUUGAAUGAAUAGUCCCAAAGCACCACAGCAACUCAGGUGUUGUCUUAACAACUAAUUAUCACCCUUAUAGUUAAAAAGGCCCAAACUAACAAGUGACACAGUAAAAUAAGCUGGCUCUCUUUUCUCUCUUUCUCCCAGGACAAAAUUCAGGUUUAGCUGAAAACAAAGUCACAUUGCUAAUGCAAGUGAUGAAACUUAAUAACUGUAGCCACGGUCUAAAGCAGCCCUUCUAUUUGUUCAAACACAUAUAAAAUAGUAUAGGCUCAAAUAGAAUCUAUGAUGUUGGAGGGGACAAUUUAGAUUAAAGUGGCUGUAUCAGUCAUUCUACCACUCUAGAUUAAAGAGAAGAAGAGCUGCGCUUUACUACAUAGAUAUUCCCCAAAGAGUUUAGUCCUUGGCUUUUUCUUAAAGGUGGGAGGAGACACUACAGACCUGACAGUGUGGUAAUUCAUUCCACCAGCAGGGGGCAACAGAGGAGAAGAGUCUGGUCAGUGACUAUAGGCCCUGUUUUAUUGUCUUUGAAUUGUAAUGAGUUAUAUGCUAUCCACUGUCUGACAUCCUACAUGAACUGAAGGAGGGAUUAAGGUGAAUUUUUGAAAUUGCCAGAAAGGUUAAAUGAGAGGUAAAAAUGAGAACCAUCUGCAAAGCAAUGGUACGAAAUAUUCUGUUUGUUUUUUAUUUUAUUUAUUUUUUGUUUUUUUUGUUUUUUUUGAAGAUGGAGCAUGUUUAAAGUGAACAAUGCAAGUGAACAAUGCAGAUCCAAAUACUGAGCCUUGAGGGCAGAUGAAGAGAAAACCAUAUUAUGUCUCUUCUACAUCUCACUCGUGUGAAGAUUUUAUUUUCAUUUUAGCUGCUGUGCUGACAUUAACUCCCCCAUUAAUUUUAAAUAGUCUCUGAAAAUAAACUCCUUUGUCAAUUGUUUAGAAAAAUAGAAAAA
Molecule: messenger RNA, 4644 nt
Organism: Xyrichtys novacula (pearly razorfish)
Lineage: Eukaryota; Metazoa; Chordata; Actinopteri; Labriformes; Labridae
Source: the annotation of a GenBank genome assembly